Molecule: messenger RNA, 1065 nt
Organism: Uncinocarpus reesii 1704
Lineage: Eukaryota; Fungi; Ascomycota; Eurotiomycetes; Onygenales; Onygenaceae
Exons: 1
Coding region: 1-1065 (354 amino acids)
Source: RefSeq, a predicted model, not a curated record
AUGGAUUCUGAUAUUGCGCGUCCAGCCAGCUGGGCAGCCUCAUUUGUUGCAGAGAAAUGGGCAGUGCUACUCCUAUCGGUCACUCUUGUUGCGCUCAUUGUGGCAACUAUACUACGCUCUCGAAAGGUGUCCCGCAAGCCAUCAAACCAUCCUCCGUUAACGCUCUUCGACAUGCCGCUCGACGUUGUCCUCCGUGUUGGUGACUUUCUUUCCACCGAGGACAAGAUGGUCUUCGCCUUGAGUUGCAAAAGUGCCUUUGUUGCUUUUGGCGACACCCGACACUCCCCCGAGUUCAAGUUCCCCGUGAAGAUAAGCCCCGUCGUCUUCCCGAUGGAACGUAUGCUCCCUUUCACGUCCGGAUAUUGGCAGCUGCUGCGUCGACUCGAAGACUCCCGCUUCCAGUGCUGCUCCGCCUGUCUCAAACUGCAUCCGAUCCGAGAAUUUUCAACAAACGACCUCCAGACAGUCGCAGAGGAGCGCACAUGCGUACUCGGGCCAGGGGCCGGCGUUGUCUAUCUCUGCCCUUGUGUCCAACUGACCUUUCGCGGCGGGAUGAAGCUGGAAGCGACAAUCCGGAGAUUAGCCAGGCAGCGCGAUCCCAUAAUUUUCGAAUUCGGCAAUGAGUCCUUUUACUGGCGCAACUGGCAUAGCUGCCAACAUACCAGUGGAUCAGGAACGCUCCAAAUCGACCUUCUGGCUGUCGUGUGCGGCACUAACGGCUUGAUGAUACGAUCCGUAUAUUCCUUCGAACCAAAUGCCAACAUUACUUUCGAUCCGCUCGCUCGCCCAGACGUGCCAGGUUACUGCUGCCCACACCGCAGCGUUGCAGCCCAUCUUUUGGAUAGCUGGGGCCCGCGAUACGAGUUUAAAACUACUUGCAGAUGGUGCGGGACGUUGAUCGAUACUAUUUCACGCAAGUCCAUUGUAACCGUGAAAUACUUGCGCACCACCGAUCAUCAGCCCAGGAGCCAGUGGUACUAUCAAACCGAUCGUGCGCUCGAGAACUUGGAUGCUGCGGCUCAGUCGUUCCAGUGGCCAGAGAGACCAUGGGGCUUUGGCUCCUGA